This is a messenger RNA of Suillus fuscotomentosus, 1464 nucleotides long. RefSeq lists its product as uncharacterized. The transcript is spliced from 13 exons. The record is from RefSeq and is a predicted model, not a curated record. Gene Ontology annotation, molecular function: DNA binding. The coding region runs from base 1 to 1464 and encodes 487 amino acids. NCBI's taxonomy places the organism in Eukaryota, Fungi, Basidiomycota, Agaricomycetes, Boletales, Suillaceae.
AUGAGUUCUGACGCGAGUCACGCGACUGCGAAGAUAUGUCAAGAUCACCCAUCCAACCUCUCCGAUGAACACCCUCUGAAGCGCCCAUGUGUUCAACUGCGAGUUGGCCCAGACCCACAUCGCACUCCUGCCCUCUCUUCGAGUGAGCACCUUGCUUCCAGGGCAAGACAGGAGUGCUGCGGUAUUGGCACCUCUUUCUCUGCAUCCGCUGCACCAGGACUACUACUAUGUGCCGAGCCUGUCGCAUCAUGCCCCACUGCUGCUCCUGCUCACCUUCCCAUCCCUGAUGGACUUAUCGCCAUGGACCCUGGUCAAGUGUUGCCUAGUCUGCUAUUCUUGAGACGACAAGUGCGUUCGACCCUAGGGGAAGCGAGUGCAGCAAAGAUCUACAGUAACGCGCCUAAGCGCGGUCAUGCGGAGCCAAAGCGCUACCGAUGCUCCCUCGAUGCACUGGAUGCGACCUCCCACAAAAUUCGUCUCCGCCUCAUGGCGGAGGAGUGCGCCGACAAGGGUACAAACGAUGCAUACGCAUGCCACAUCCACAAUUAUGUUGCCUACUGGGACCAAUACCAGGCCGAGAUGGUUGCCAACAACCCAACAUGGACCUCUGUGCCUGCGCUGCCAAUCUCGACAGCUAAGUGGAAACUGGGGUCAAGUGACACCAUCCCUGGAUCGAAUGUCGGCAAGUCUGUCAUCCAGCAGGCCAUUAGUGCCCUUGAGGACUGGCGGAUGAGCCACCACCACCUCUACCUUGGAGUGCCUGAGGCUCAAGUUCGGCUGCGUGAUGACAACCGCAUCCAGAAAAUCGAGUCUGCUGCAAAACACAAUGAGCUGAAGCGUGCAGAGAGCUCUCAGGUGCUCAAAGCCUCUGGGACCACAUCAGAUGCAUAUACUACCGAAGAGCUCACAAAGUGCUCAGGAUGGUGUCUGAGCAAAUUCUCAGGCACUUUUUGCAUAGAUGACAUUCAGUUGGGGUACACUGUCCUGCCUGUCCCUGCAUUUGCUCCUGAGUUCUCAAAGGCAGGAUAUGGUGAAUUUGGCCACCAGUCAUGGUACAACUUGUAUGUCUUCUGGGGUGAAAGACCUGACAAGCAGAUGUCAUACAACAAUCACUAUGACCAUGUCAAGCUCAUACACAGCAAGAACGAUAUCAGCCUGACGAAGGCCACACAUGCCACUCGACACUUCACAGCAAAGACUGCAUGUUCGCACAGGGCAUCUGGCAAUGAUGUGAAAGCCAUUGGUUGCUGGAGUGUCAAUGAUGCCUUUGCCAACUGCUAUGACUCCAUGUUCAAUGCAAGGAAGCCUGAGCAAUACAUCCUAGCUCAGGACCAUCUUGAGCCUCCAUCAGAGCUCCUCUUGCAGAUUUUUCCAUGGAUCGAGCAGGAGAAUGCUGCCCUGCAGCAGUGGGAGGCAACACUUGGCCGUGCAGGAUGUGAUAUUGCCCUGAAGGGCUUCCUGUGA